AGAGGUCCUAACUGCCCAGCCCAGAAAAUGCAAGCCAACCCUAUCCGCAUUCCAACCGUUAGCAAUGACAUCGACUGGGACUUCUGCUUCCACCUGUCACAGCAAACCAGGAACCCCGCACAGUGUACAGAUGAUUUGUUUGUUGCUUGUCAGUGUAAAGAGACUGAAGAAGACACUAAGGUCCAGAAAGAAGGCGUGACUGCUGAUUGUAUGUCUUUUCCGAAACAGAAGCUGGCUCAGUCCCAGAGGAAAUAUGAUCAGCUCAUUAAGGAAAAAAUGAAUAUCAAAGCAAACAAGGAGCUGAUUCGGUGUUUCAUCCUUUCUCGGAUUAUUUUUGGGACAGAACACUGGAAGUGUGCUCAGGCUUUAGCCAACCUGGCUUAUGGUUACCUGACUCUGAGAGGCCUCCCAUCUCAGGCCAAGAAACACGCUGAGUCAGCCAGGGGCACGCUGCUGACCUGGAAGCGAAACAUAACCCCAGACAAGGAGAAAAAGGAAAUUCUGGGAGCUCUGGUCAUGCUCUACUAUACUCUGGGGAUCGCCUGGCUCCUGCAAAACCGAGGCAAACAGGCUUAUAUCCACCUGCAGAAAGCGGACAGAAACAUGAAGGAACUGAAAGAGUUAAACAAUGGAGGCAUUGGUGGAAGCCAAAUCUCAGAGAAAGACCUAACCAUUGCUUUGGGCAGAGCCUCCUUGGCCAUGCACAGGAUGAGCCUAGCUCUGGCAUACUUUGAAAAAGCCAUUGGCAAUGUCAUCACUGCCAAGGGUCAUGGCACAUCUGAUCUGAUUAGUCUGUAUGAAGAAGUCGCUCAGAUUGAGCAGCUGAGGAAGAACCAUGAGCAGGCCAUCCAGUAUUUGCAGCAGGCCUAUUCUAUCUGUGUUUCUUCAUUUUCUGAAGUCAGCCCCCAGACUGCCGAGGCGAGUGCUUUACUGGCUAAAGCUUAUGCCAUGUCCGGGGAAUCCCAGCACAGGGAUGCCGUUGAGAUAUAUUUCAUAAGGAGUAUUAGUGCAUAUCAGAUACUGGGCUCUGACGACUCUGAGAGUCUCACCACCAUUGAAGACUUUUGUACAUGGCUCCUCCAAAAUGGCGAAAAUCAUGAGGCUUACAGACUGCUAAUGUGUACACUGAAUUCUGGCAUCUAUGGUGUCUGUGGUGAAAAAGUAGCCGAGACCUUUUAUAAUAUGGGCAGCAUCUGUUUUGCCAAAGGAGAGCUCAGAAAGGCGAUUCGGCUGCUAAGGAAGUGUCUGAUGGUUCAAAUUCUUGUCUAUGGAAGUGAGCACAUCAAGAGCAGAGAGACUAAAAGCCUCCUUACCCUAUUGCAGAGGGCAAGUUCAUCUAGAUGGAAAAGAGAAGCCGCUGCUGGAAAAAAGAGAAGUGUAUGCAGAGACAGAGUGGAAUGA
This is a messenger RNA of Chionomys nivalis (European snow vole), 1401 nucleotides long. RefSeq names its product tetratricopeptide repeat domain 23 like (gene Ttc23l). The transcript is spliced from 12 exons. The coding region runs from base 28 to 1401 and encodes 457 amino acids. Gene Ontology annotation, molecular function: protein binding. The record is from RefSeq and is a predicted model, not a curated record. Lineage: Eukaryota; Metazoa; Chordata; Mammalia; Rodentia; Cricetidae.